AAGUCAUUUAACGCCAGUGAACACAGAACCAAACAGAAACUGUACUGAAUACAGGACGUUACGUGACCUACAGCUUAAAAAUCUACAGAAAAUCAGAUCAUCUACCCGCGAUUGGCUUGUCUGUUAGACCUUCUUCCUCUUCUUCCGUUUUUCUGCGGUUCCGCCUCAAGUCCGGAGAACUGAACUCUGAAUGAUUUGCCACAGUCAGAAAAACUUCACAGAAAUCCACAUCUAACAUCUGAGGCUAUGAGUUGCUUUGAAAACGUUUUAAAGAAGAUGGAAAAGACUGAUUCGGGGCAGAGAUGGUCAGAGAUGGGAGCAGGAACCAAAGGAAAGACAAUAAAGGAAGAGGAAAAGCAGCCUUCACUGAUCCAAAGAGUGGAAACGAUGGCGUCUGUCACAGAGCUGCUUCUGGAAACACUGGCUGAUCUCAGUGACAGGGAGCUUCAUAUUUUCAAAGAUGUCUUCCGUGGAUUUCACAUCCACUGUCAUAAGUCACCUGAAAUGCUGUCACUCCAGAGAGCAGACAAACAGAACGUCGUGUUUUUAAUGGUCCAGACCUACGGCCAAAUGUCUGUGGAGAAAAUCAGUAGGAUUUUAAGGAAGAUGAGUAGGACUGAUCUGGUGCAGAGGUUGUCAGACAGCAACUCAGGACCCAAAAAAAAACUCCCUGUGGAUGAACAUCUGUCUGCACUGAUCCACAAAGUGGCAACUGUGGCAGCUGUUAAAGAUCUGCUUUUGGAAACACUCAAUGAUUUGAGCCACAAGGAGCAAGAAAGCUUCAAGUGGUUUCUACAGUUCAGUCUCUUCCAGAGGAGCCGUCCAUAUAUCUCAUGGAGACAACUACAGAGGGUAUACAGUCGAAGCGAUAUGGUAGAUGUGGUGGUGGACAUGUGUGGUCAACAGUCUGUGGAGGUGAUGAAGGAGGUUCUCAUGGACAUGAACAGGACUGAUCUGGUGCAGAGGCUGUCAGAGGUCAGCCCAGGAUCCAAAGUUGUCAUUAAAUGUGUUGCAGCUGCAGGAUCAUCAGCUGAAGCAUCUGUUGUGAACACCGAGGAGGGAGAGAAACAAUCUUUGGAUGAACGUUGGCCUGCACUGAAGCAGAAAGUGGAAACGAUGGCGUCUGUCACAGAGCUGCUUCUGGAAACACUGGCUGAUCUCAGUGACAGGGAGCUUCGGAUUUUCAAAGAUGUCCUCCUUCGAUUUCACAUCCGCCAUCAGGACUCAGUCAUCCCAGUAAUGUUGCCAUGGGAGACAUCAGAAGACAUUGUGUUUUUAAUGGUCCAGACCUACGGCCAAAAGUCUGUGGAGAAAACCAAGGAGAUUUUAAAGAAGAUGAGCAGGACUGAUCUGGUCCAGAGAUUGUCAGACAGCAACUCAGGACCCCAAAAAAAACUCCCUGUGGAUGAACAUCUGUCUGCACUGAUCCACAAAGUGGCGACCCUGAGGGCUGUUAAAGAUCUGCUUUUGGAAACACUCAAUGAUUUGAGCCACAAGGAGCAAGAAAGCUUCAAGUGGUUUCUACAGUUCAGGUUCUUCCAGAGGAGCCGUCCACAGAUCUCAUGGAGACAACUACAGAGGGUAGACAGUGGAAGCAAUAUGGUAGAUGUGGUGGUGGACAUGUGUGGUCAACAGUCUGUGGAGGUGAUGAAGGAGGUUCUCAUGGACAUGAAGAGGACUGAUCUGGUGCAGAGGCUGUCAGAGCUCUGCCCAGGAUCCAAAGUUGUCAUUAAAUGUGUUGCAGCUGCAGGAUCAUCAGCUGAAGAAUCUGGUGUGAACACCGAGGAGGGAGAGAAACAAUCUUUGGAUGAACGUUGGCCUGCACUGAAGCAGAAAGUGGAAACGAUGGCGUCUGUCACAGAGCUGCUUCUGGAAACACUGAAAGAUGCUGCAACACUUAGUUUCAGGGAUGCCCUCCUAUUUCAAACUGAUUUAUACAGAUACUUCCCAAACCUCCCCUCUUUUCUGCUGAAGAAAAGAGAUGUGCAGGACAUGAUGUUUAUAAUGGUGCUGAUGUACGGCCAACAGUCCGUGGAGAUGAUAAAUCAGGUCUUAAAGAAGUUGAACAAGACUGACCUGGUGCAGAAGUUGUCAGACAGCAGCUCAGGACUCCAAAGAAAAAAGGAAAGCUCUGCAGGUGAACGCCACUCUGCACUGAUCCAGAGAGUAGCAACAAUAGCAGCUGUUAAAGAGGUGCUUUUGGAAACCCUGAAUAAUUUGAGCAUCGAGGAGCUCAAGAAAUUCAAGGACCUCUUGCGGUCAAUUGCCUCUCACAAGGACCUUCCAAAUAUGCUGCCGAGUUACAUGACAGACAGAGCGAAAGUAGCGUUUCUGAUGGUCCAAACCUACGGCCAGCAGUCUGUGUGGUUAACAAGGGAGGUUAUCAUGGAAAUGAAAUUGCCUGCUCUGGUUCAGAGGUUGGCCAUGCCCAGCUCAGGAUUCCAAGAGAAAACCUCUGUGGGUGAACAUCGAGCUGCACCGUCUGAGAGCACAAAAGCCGCUGUUAAAAAGAUUCUUUUAAAAACACUCAGUGAUUUGAGUCACAAGGGGCUUGAAAAAUUCAAGUGGUUGCUGCAGUUCGCGUACUUCCAGAGGAGCCUCCCACAAAUCCCACUUAGCCUACUGUGCAGUGCAGACAGGGCAGACCUUCUAGUGGAUCUGAUGGUGGAGAACCAGCAGGCUGUGGAGGUGACCAAGGAGGUUCUCAUGGACAUGAACAGGACUGAUCUGGUGCAGAGGCUGUCAGAGUCCAGCCCAAGACCCAAAGGGCCUUCAGGAAGCUUGGAGCCUGAGGCUUGUGGAAGAGUUAAGGACUCGAGCGACUGGACUAAACUUGAACCUGAAGUCAGCAGCACAGGUGCAGAUGAGACUCCAACUUACAGCCUGCAGUCUGAAGCAGGACGCUUUGAAUGCAGCGUCUCUGGCUUGCGUUGGGUCUGUGAGGCAAAGAUAAGCUUUAAGUAUCAGUUCUGCUCUUGGGAGGAACCCAUGGAGAGGAUGGAAAGCCUCAGAUACAUGCCUGCAGGUCCCCUAAUGGACAUCACAGUCACUACUGGGAAGUUAGAUGAAGUGUACCUGCCACACUGGAUCUUCAUAGAAGACGACCCUAAGAUAUCCGACAAGUUUGCAGUCCUGCACAUCGACGACUGUGGGGAUGUUGUGGAAAAAGUGUCUGAGGUCACAGCUUCCUACGUCAAGUUAUCCGAACCAGUUUUUUCUCCCGAAGCAGUACUGAUUAAAGCUGGUUUUCCUGUGAAAAUAAGCUGUAACGUUUUAAUAUAUUAUAAACCAAACACACCGUUCCUCAAACUCCACGUUUUUCUGAUCCCACAUGAUCAUCACCUCCAACAGACAGUGGACAAGAAGAAAUCCUCUGAAGGAUAUCACAAAAUCCAAAAGCCACGUCCAGACAAAUACCUGAAAAUGCAGCAUCGAUUCAGCCUCACAGCAGACAAAGCCUCAGCAAAAAUUCUCCCAGAGAAAAUGAUCCUCAGAUAUGAUAGCCAAGAUCCAAACUUCUAUGAAGUUUUCAUUAAGAAUCCAGACACAGAAUUCCACUUCACGCUCUUGCACACAAACUCAGGUGAACCAGUAUGGACCUGUGAGAUUCGAAGAGAUGACUAUCAAACCGCUGUUCAUUUAGAAGAGGACUCCCACUCAGUGGAUGAAAUCCUGACUGUCCCGAUUCAGAACGCAACAAUCACGACAGAUAAGGAGAAGAUUUUGAAAACACUGGGAGAUUUGAAACAGGACGAGGUCAAGGGAUUCAAGUGGUUCCUGCAGGACAUUAACAUCAUGGCAGGUUUCCCACACAUCCCACGCAGCCGACUGGAAGGUGGAGACAUCUAUGACCUGGUGGAUCUGGUGUUGCAGACCUACAACCAGCAGUCUGUGGAGGUGACCAAGACGCUUUUAAAGAAAAUAAACAGGAAUGAUCUGGUACAGAUGUUGUAAGACGCCAAGACGCAAGACGCUUACCGACCUGCAGGCAGAUCGGUUAGCCUGAAUUUCAAAUUGGAAUCACUUAAAGAGACAAAUGAAUGGGAUCAUCAGUAGAGAGGCAGGCGCCCUGCAAACCUCUAAAAAGAUUAAAAACUGGUCACAUAAACUUUCUGUGAUCUUACAGUCCUUUUUUUUUUAAUUCGCUCAUUGUGAAGAGUCACUAGCGUGGCUGUAGACUUCACAGCAUAUUUUGAUGUUUUGUUGUUUUUUUUCGCUUCUUUUUCAGUAUAUUUUCUUAUGAGCAGCUGUCACUCGUGUUAUUUACUUUUCCUCCUUUGAAACACUGUGUGGAUGAACAUCAGUCUGCACAAGUCCAGAAAGUGGAUGAACUCUUCUGUCUCACUUCACCCGACACAGCUUUCAGUCAACAGAGUGGGGCUGAAAAUCAUCUUCACCUUGAACUGAUGAAAUACGAACCAAAAUUCAGAAUUUUCAUUGUUGGUGAAGCAGUCGCAGACUUGAGGCUGUACUCGUAAUCUCUUCAGUGAGAAUACUUAACUGUUUUCCUCAAUAAAAUAACAACACUACGAUCUCUAGCACUGAGAAGCACCGAGAAAGACAAGAGGAAAUUAUUUAAAUCUCAAACUUAAAUUGGUGCUACGUGACCAGAGAAAACAGAAAAAAGGGCUGAGGGAUUCACUUGUGCUCACCUCCAACAGCAAAUGAGCCGAGCAGAGAGCCAGGGAACACAGAGCGAAAUUAAAGAUAAGAUAAGAACUUUAUUGAUCCCGCAGGAAAUUGUUGUACCAGGGUUGCAGUACCAAGAGGCAAACGAAAGUGUCAGGUAAUCACACAAAAUAUAAAAUAACAGAGUAAUAUAAAAAUAACUGAGUACUAUAAAAAAAUAACAGAGUAUAUACAUGACAUAGAUAAUGGCGGAUAAGGUGCAGAUACAAUCUUAAAGUGUAGAUAGUGCAGGAUAAAUUAUUAUUGUCCUUUGUGGGGAAAAGGGAUGAGCUGAAGAGUUUGAUAGCCACAGGGAGGAAGGACUUCCUGUGGCGUUCUGUGGAGCAACUCGGUGGUCUAACAUCGAUUAUUUGCAUGUACUACUCAGAUUGUGAUGAUGCAAAGCUGACUGAGAAGCUGCCAAGUUUCCCUUUAAGGUUCAAAGGUGUAAAGGGGGCUAAAGGGAAUCAUCCUUUGCUCUGAGGAUGUUGGAGUUCAAGUAUUCGUGUUUCGUGUGAAAAUGGAAGAAAUUAGUCCGAAAAACUUCACAAGAGUCCACAGAACAUCUGAUCUGCUAGUCAAGUGACGUUUGGAUUGAGGUGUCAAGGAGAAGAGCUAAAAGACACACAAGGAGGUUCACUCCUGUGAGACUCUGAGAUCUUUGAUUAUUAUGCCUUUACAUUUUUUUAGAAAAAUCUUUUUAUUCUGUUUUGUUAAAUUGCAUCUUAAUUUUGUCUUGAAUUUCAUUUUAUUAUCUUAAAAUCAUAUUUGUUGUUACGUACAGGCAGGUGUGUGUGUGUGUGUGAUCCACUCUAGGAGCUUGCACCUCCUGUUGACAGAACAGGAGGUGCAAGCUCCUAGAGUGGAUCCACCUGUGUAGCCAGGCUGUGCUGCUGAUUGGUUCAUUGAAGCUUAAAGCUGGCCAAUCAUCAUUCAGGGUCCUCUGUAUAUAAAAGCCAGCACACCUGCAUGCUCUCUCUCAGGAUUUUUUAAAUUUUUUUUGUCUGUUGGCCUGUGAGGCUUGUGUUUACUUGGCAAAUUAAGGUAAAGGCAUGUGGUGGGAGAUUGUGGUAACUUGGUAAGUUUGGGGUACCCUACACUUUUUUGCUGCACAUAGAAGUUAUUUGUCUACAUACGCGAGGUUUAUUGGUUGGUGCCACCCACUAUGUUUAAUUCAUUUAAGUUUCUUUUUAGAUAAGAGAGGUAGGCCUUUUGUUUGUUCUUUUCUCGCAAUCAGUAGUCAGAAGUCAGGCCUUGUUUUAUUGCACUGUUUUUGAUUAUUUUGGCACAACCACACAGUUCCCAUCUCUCCCCCCACAUUCCUUUUGGUUUAAAUGUGUGUUAAGUUUAGUUUGCUGUAAAAAUAAAAAGUUUUUAUUUUCUCCACCA
Scatophagus argus is the source of this 6057-nucleotide messenger RNA. RefSeq lists its product as uncharacterized. Gene Ontology annotation, biological process: regulation of apoptotic process. The transcript has 27 exons. Gene Ontology annotation, cellular component: cytoplasm. NCBI's taxonomy places the organism in Eukaryota, Metazoa, Chordata, Actinopteri, Scatophagidae. The record is from RefSeq and is a predicted model, not a curated record. Gene Ontology annotation, molecular function: protein binding. Bases 247 to 3954 code for a protein of 1235 amino acids.